This is a messenger RNA of Medioppia subpectinata, 492 nucleotides long. Lineage: Eukaryota; Metazoa; Arthropoda; Arachnida; Sarcoptiformes; Oppiidae. The record is from the annotation of a GenBank genome assembly.
GUUCAUUUUAAUUAUAUUUUUAUUUGAUCACAAAAUCAUUAAUUUACAAUAUCUAAGUGUAUUACAAAUAUUUGUAAAAAUUGCUUCAAUUUAUUAAAAGCGUUAAUAAUAUGUCGAAGACAUUGACAACUCGGAGGAAUAAAUCAUCCAUAUUCAAGACACGAAGUAUGGUUGAGGAACAUCUGGUCGCUAAGGAUGAGAACGGAUAUAGUUUGGAUCACAUGUUAGUCUCCGAUACGAGUCGUUCCCUAAUUAAAGAACUGGAAGAAGAGAUCGAAAGCAACAAACGUGUGAUGAAAGCAAAACAAUUACAGAAGAAUUACAGAAGUAAUAGCAAAAGGAUCACAAGUAUGUCAAGUGAAGACAUCGAGAGUAUAAUGAGAUCUCAUAUUAAUAAAAAGGAUGUUUUGCAAGAGAAACAUAAAGAAAGAGUGAAUAGAGAACUAAUCGUUUACAAUGAUCUCCACUUCUUUCAGUAAUACACAGGCGCUC